AUGCCUACAACAGACGCCGAACCACGUCGCUCUGUGCGAAGCACAAAGGGCCAGCACAAGUCCCUCGACCACCUGGAGGUGCCGGCACCGACCACCGACGGCGGCAAGGAGAAGGACGGCGCCAAAGACAUCGCGGCGGCUCCGGUCACCGGCGGCAAGAAACAGCGCGGACGCAAAGGCAGCAAGAAGCCCGAAAGCCCGCAGGAAGACGACUCCGAGGAAGAAAUCAUCCGCUGCGUGUGCGGCGCGCGCGAGCAGGACGGCGACCCGGGCGAGCCGUGGAUUGCCUGCGACCGCUGCACGGCGUGGCAGCAUAACGUGUGCAUGGGCAUGAGCGUGUACAGCGAAGACCUGGCUAAGGACUACUUUUGCGAGCAAUGCAAGCCCGAGAACCACAAGGAGCUGCUCGAGGGCAUGGCCCGCGGCGAGCGGCCCUGGGAGGAGCGCCGCCGGCAGUACGAGGAGGAAAAGGCCACCGACAAGCGGCGCAAGGGCGGGCGCAAGGCCAAGCCGAAGCGUAACAGCGACGCCAAGGAAGGGUCGGCCAAGCCGUCGCCCACGCCCGAGGGCCCACGGCGCGACAGCAACACCAAGGGACCGGCCGGCACGAAGCGGAAGACACGUGCCGACUCGGAAGAGGAGACCAAAGACGGAAAACUGCAGCGGCGCAAGCUGUCGGAGGAGGUGCUGCCCGUGUACAACCCGCCCGACGACCUGCCCAAGCACAUUGCCGACCUGGUCGAUGCGCGCCAGACGCCGGCCCGCGGGCUGAUGCGCGCCAUUUCGGAGGUGCUGGGUGGCAUGCAGAAGCGCGGCGAGUUCACGCCGGCCGACGGCGCAUCGGUGGAAGCGACGGCCGAGCGCUACGCGCUGCAGAUUGAGCGCGCCGUGCACGACACGCACCCGACGCACAGAGAGUAUGGUGGCCAGGUGCGGACGCUGCGGUUCAACCUCAAGGAGAACCACGAGCUGGUGGCGCGGCUCGUGCACGGCUCGCUGGUCCCGCCGAUGCUGGCCACCAUGUCGAGCGACGAGCUGGCAUCGCGCGAGCUGCAGCAAAAGACGGCCAAGAUGAAGGCCCAGGCCGAGCGCCAGAGCAUCAUCACCGAGGCCGACGACGCGUCGGCGCCGCGCCUGCGUCGCACGCACAAGGGCGAGGAGCUCGUCGAGCGCGAAACCGCCACGUUGCCCAGCGAGGACAAGCCGUCAGCGUUGCGUCGGCAGAGUGUCCGUGAGAACGAUCUGGACAUGGCCGACGCCGGGGGUGCGCGACGGCGGGGAUCGGAGGCCGCAGGACGCGGUGCACAGGGCCGGGGCGGCCUGCGCGUCGACACGAAGAGCGAGGGCGGCAGCAAGAAAGAUUUCGACCUCAAGCGCGUCUUCUCCAGCGUGCGCUCGCCGACGGCGACGACGACGACGACGAUGCAUCAGCGUCGGCCGUCGCAGCCGCAGUUUGCGUCCGACGGGCCAGGCGACGACCCGGACGUCGACCGCCUGCUGCAGGACGACGGCGACGAGUCACCGCCCUACUCACCGACGGAAGAGACCGAUCCGGACGUCGUGUGGCGCGGCCAGGUCAGCAUGAACACGGUGGCCGACUUCCAGGCCACGGCGCGGCACGUCGGCGGCGUCAACCUGAGCACGACCAUUCACCUGCCCUGGACGACGCUGGUGCCCAAGAAACUCACCGUGGCGGGCCGUAUCGACGAGCAGAUUGCCACCGAGUACCUGUGCAGCCUGCGCUACAGUGCGCCGACCGACAUCAGCGUCGCCAGCCUGAGCCCGGCCACCGACGCGGCCAAGGCGGGGUUCCUGGCGCUCAUCGACUACUUUACCCAGCGUCGCCGAUACGGCGUCGUCGGCGAGAAGGGCGUCGGCAACGUCCGCGACACGUACCUGGUGCCCAUUGCCUCGGGCACGGGCAGCCACCCCGAGUUCAUGCUCAACCUCGAGGACAACUUCAUCCCCACGUCCCGCACAGCGCCCAUGCUGCUUCUGGUUGUCGUUUACCGGAACGACCCAGCCGCUAUGGAGAAGCUGCGCGGACCGAACUGGGCCGGCCAGUACGUCGGUGGCGCCGGGGCUACGCCGGGGUCGAUGGAGAGCACGCCCAGCAACGCGACACCCCAGCCGCCUGCCGCGCCCGGCGGGCCCGGAGGUUCGCGCACCACGUCCAUCUCGGCACCUGCGUUCUCGCCCAUGGUGCCCCAGACACCGGUGAUGCCGACACAGGCGCAGGCUCAACAAGCCGUUCCGGUUACUGCGACACCAACGCCGCCACAGCCGUUGGCGCAGCCAGGGCCGGCCCAGCCGCCCCAGCAACAGCAGCCACUACCUCCGGUGCCUUCGGUGCCUUCCGGACAGUCGCAACCGCAGCCUCCACCACCCCAGCAGCUCCAGCCGCAGCCUCCAGUUGCUCAACCGGCAGUUCAGCAUCCGCCAAUUGCCACCAGACCGCCUGUCCCACCGCCCGCUGCUGCUGCCGCGCAUACACCGACUCCGCCACCCGCACACCCACAACAUCCGAUUCAGCAGCAACACCAGGCUCCUCCCCCUCCGCAGCAGCAGCAGCAGCACGUGGCGCACCCUGGACCUGUUGCUAGCCAGCCACAGCCUCCCCGUCCGCAGCAACCGCACCACCCCGCCGGGCCGCCGCCGCCGUAUGCUGUGACGGCUGCUGCCGCGCAGCAGGCGGCCCGCGAGCAGGCGCAGCGCGACGGCGAGGCAAUUGCGCGCGAGAUCCUGGGCCCACUGGCGACGUGCUCGGCGGCUGGCUUCCUGAUGACGCAGGCGGCCAAGAUGCAGAAGAACGAGUGGCUGCUCGUCCGCGCCGUGUUUGAGCAGCAGCCGCAGACGCAGGACGACCUCCAGCUGCUGAAGCACGAGCUGGAGCGGUACAACGACCGCAACCACCACCACCACCCGAACCAGCACCACAACAGCAACAGCCAUCACCACAACGCUGCGGCCAGCAAUGGUCACGGUCAUGGUCACGGCGCACCGACAUCGACGACUACACAGCAGCCGCCGCCGCAGCAGCAACAGGCGGCUGCGACUGCGGCUGCGACGUCCAAGCAGCACUCGCAGACGCCCGUGCCCAUUCCACGGGUGCCGCACACGCCUGCUGCGGCGCCGUCACCGGCAGCGCGGCCCCCAGCGCCCGCGGCCGUGCCCGCUCCGCAGCCUGGCAAUGCCCCGUCGUAG
This is a messenger RNA of Sporothrix schenckii 1099-18, 3204 nucleotides long. RefSeq names its product Transcription factor S-II, central domain containing protein. The coding region runs from base 1 to 3204 and encodes 1067 amino acids. NCBI's taxonomy places the organism in Eukaryota, Fungi, Ascomycota, Sordariomycetes, Ophiostomatales, Ophiostomataceae. The record is from RefSeq and is a predicted model, not a curated record. Gene Ontology annotation, cellular component: nucleus. Gene Ontology annotation, biological process: transcription elongation by RNA polymerase I; regulation of mRNA 3'-end processing; DNA-templated transcription. The transcript has a single exon. Gene Ontology annotation, molecular function: RNA polymerase II transcription regulatory region sequence-specific DNA binding.